AUGUCGGAUUGGGCUCACAGUUCAGCCGUGUCACAACCGGCUACAUCCACAUUGAAAAGUCGAAAAGUUCCUGUCAAUGCUGGUGAAUCCGAGGAGUUGUCGCAAAUCAUCCAGCAAACCUCGUCACUCUCGCUCGAUGAACCUUCUAAACAUCCAAACUACGUGUACUACUUGAAAUACUUUGUUAAUCCAUUGAUAUUGACGCUCGUGGCUGGAUUUGUUCGCUUAUAUGGAAUUGGUGAUAGCAAGCGUGUUGUAUGGGACGAGGCCCACUUCGGAAAAUUUGGUUCAUACUACCUUCAACAUGAAUUCUACUUCGAUGUUCACCCACCCUUGGGAAAGUUGUUGGUGGGUCUUUCGGGCUACUUGGCCAAAUUCGAUGGCUCGUUCAAGUUUGAAAGUGGAAAGUCAUUCCCUCCCGAACACAACAUUGUGUUCAUGAGAAUCUUCAAUUGUGUGUUUGGAAUCCUUUGCACGCCUCUAGCAUACUUCACGGCGAUGGAAUUGGGCUUCUCGCAGCUCACCACGUGGUUUGUUUCGUUGCUGGUGGCGUUUGAGAUGUUGUCGUUGACUUUGUCAAAGUUUAUUCUCUUGGACUCCAUGCUUCUUCUCUUCACCGUGUCUACCUUUUUUGGCCUUAUCAAGAUCCACACCCUCAGACAGAACGACAAAUUGCUUUCCAAAAGAGGCGUGGCAUGGUUGGCCUAUACUGGUGUAUCAAUUGGAUGUGUGUGCUCAGUGAAAUGGGUGGGUCUCUUCGUAACUCUUUUGGUUGGAAUGUACACUAUUUACGAUUUGGGGGUUCGUUUCUUCCAAACAUCGGUGCCUCCUUCCCAAAAACAAUACCACCUCUCGUGGCCCAAGUACUUGCUUCAUUGGCUUGCAAGAAUCGUGUGCCUCAUUUUGAUCCCAUUCCUGAUCUAUGUAGCCGCAUUCAAGGUACACUUCGCAGUGUUGAGCAAAUCUGGACCAGGCGAUGGGUCUAUUUCCACCCUUCUCCAGGCAUCUUUGGAAGGAAAUAAGGUUUACAAUGGCCCAAGAUCUGUAGCAUUUGGCUCGUUGGUUUCUUUGAGAUCUCAGGGCUUGUCUCCAAACUUGCUUCAUUCGCAUCGGCUGAAAUACCCAGAAGGCUCUGGCCAGCAGCAGAUUACCACGUACGGCUUCAAGGACAACAACAACGAAUUUCUUAUUGAGUUUGGAUUGGAUGCCAUGGAGAAUGAGAAUAGAUAUGCUACCCUUGAUUAUGACGAAGAUCAUCCGGAAUAUGUUCUUGACUACAAAACAUUGGUGAGAGACGGCGACACCAUCAGAUUGUCCCACAAGCAAACUGGGUGUUUCCUCCACUCGCACCCAAUUGCUGCACACGUUCUGAAGGGUCAAUAUGAGGCUACCUGUUACGGAGGAAUUGACAUUCACGACAAAAAGGACGAUUGGGUUGUAGAGAUACAAAGUCAGUACAAAUCUCCAUCUCGCAAGUUCCAAGACGAAGACCCAGAAGUGAUUCAUCCGAUCUCGACCAACUUCCGUUUGAGACAUAAAGUUCUCGGCUGCUACUUGGCCACCACUGGCUAUUCAUACCCAGCAUGGGGAUUCCAACAGGGAGAAGUCGUGUGCAAGCGCUCAUUCCUCAAAAACGAUAAAAGCACUUGGUGGAACGUGGAAGACCACGUCAACGACGAGUUGCCAAAGCCGAACAUCACAUAUGUUGCACCCAAACCCAAGUUCUGGAAGGAAUUUGUGUUGCUAAACUAUGGUAUGAUGGCCUCCAACAACGCCUUGAUUCCAGACCCAGACCAUUUCGACAAAUUGGCAUCGAAAUGGUGGGAAUGGCCAAUUUUGAAGUCGGGCUUACGGAUGGGUUCGUGGAGCAACAGAGAUUAUCGUUACUUCCUCAUUGGACAUCCGUUCGUGACACUCUUUUCGACCAUCAGUCUUCCUCUUGCUACAUUGACUAUAGUAUGGGUCCUCUUACAGUGGCAGCGCCAGAAGGUAGACUUAAGCGUCUACGGAGAUAAUUGGGGCUUCCUUUUGUCUGCGGGUGUGCUUCCGUUGGCUGGGUGGUUCUUACAUUACCUUCCCUUUGUAAUGAUGGGCCGUGUCACAUACUUACACCAUUAUGCGCCAGCCAUUUACUUUGCCAUAUUUGUAUCUGGAUAUUUGAUGGAGUAUUAUAUUGCCCGGCGAACACCUUUUUAUAUCAAGUAUCCAGUAUUUGCAUUGGCAUUUGUGGGGGUUGUUGGAGGAUUCUGGUACUACCAUCCUUUGGCCAUGGGAAUGAAUGGACCACAGAGUACGUACAAGUAUCUUAAGUUCCGUCGUGACUGGACGAUUUAG
This is a messenger RNA of Sungouiella intermedia, 2334 nucleotides long. The record is from the annotation of a GenBank genome assembly. NCBI's taxonomy places the organism in Eukaryota, Fungi, Ascomycota, Pichiomycetes, Serinales, Metschnikowiaceae.